Messenger RNA from Marasmius oreades (fairy-ring Marasmius), 1903 nucleotides. RefSeq lists its product as uncharacterized. Lineage: Eukaryota; Fungi; Basidiomycota; Agaricomycetes; Agaricales; Marasmiaceae. The transcript has 7 exons. The coding region runs from base 644 to 1903 and encodes 419 amino acids. The record is from RefSeq and is a predicted model, not a curated record.
ACCUAUGUCACCCUGUGACUGUCGACUUUCUACUCCAUCACAGCUCUGAGCCGUCGCAGCUACACUUCCCGUCGAUGUUUACGCCUCAAUAUUCAAGAAUUCAAGCAAUCAUCAACGUUAAAUAUUCCUGGCUCUUUUCGUGCUGCUAGCUUCUAAUACGACGGCGAUCAUCUAGAAAUCCAUACUGAUACAUGAACUAUGGGUAAAAAGGAAAGAUUUCGUGCCCACGUAUGGUUCCUUUCAAGUUUAAACCCUGCUGUCGUCUCGUUUCCAGGGCACAACGCAUGCUAUACUUUUCGUUGAAAAGAUCAGUGUGUUUUGACUCCCUUCAUACUUAGCUCCCUUCAUAGAGGGCGUCCUCAAACUAUGCCUAUCUUCGAACCUCCUUCAUUCCACUCCACAAUUAUCCCUGUCCCAGGAACUUUAGUUGUCGGGACCAUGGCUGUUCAUUCUAUCCAAAAAGGUUGUCUACAUUCCCACCUAAGAUCCAUCUUUACUGAUAGGUCUCCCACCGAAAAAAUGAUGGAACAAACGGUCCUUACUCUAUCGUUCAACAUAGUUCCCGUGAUGGCUCUUAAAUUCCGAUUUAAAUGCCUUCAGUACACUGACUCGCCUUCGGUUUCAUGGUCUUCUAUUCACAAUCAUGACCACAUUGCUACUCCCGCUUCUCGUCUUUGCGUUCACCGGCUCUGGGAUGGCUCAAGUCUCCAGUGGGACGAUGUUCACGAUUGAGGUCGGUCGGAACGGCAGCUUCUUUGUCCCAGACUCGGUGAAUGCUCGACUGGGAGAUACAGUUAAAUUCAAUUUCUUUGCUGCAGCUCACGGUGUCGUUCAGACAUCGUUUGAGAACCCUUGCGAACCCCUCCCAGGCGGAUUCAGCAGCGGAGCCGUUGAACCCCCCGAUGGAGAAUUUGAGGAAUGGACUCUACAAAUCACUAAUACUUCCACAAUAUGGUUCUACUGCCCCAUUGGGAUUCCUGUUCCGCAUUGCAGCGCUGGGAUGGUUGGGGCAAUUAACCCAAUCGGUGAAAAGAUGGUAGAGGACUUCAAAUCUGCAGCAAAAGCGUUCAAUGGAACAGCUCCGACACCAUCUCCUCUCUUUACAGGUGUCGGAGCAGCAGCUACCGAAACCCCAGUUGUUGCCGCCGGCAGCGCCCCUCCUUUCCAAAGCGAUUCCUCCUCGACCACGAGCUCCGCAUUCUCUUCAAAGGUAGAAUCGACUAGCUCGUCCACCAGUGUUCCAGAGACUUCAUCGUCAAAUCACACACCAGCAAUCAUCGGCGGAACUGUAGCAGGCCUCGUUGCACUUUUCGCUACCAUAAUCGUCGUCAUUAUCCUGCGCCGACGACGUCCACACCCUACAAGCCGACAAGGUCAUCAUACAGUCGAAUCUCAACACUUCCCGCCUCCAACUUCGGGAGUGUCUGAUACGUUCAGGAGAAAUAUUCAAACACAAUUCUACCCAGUAAGAGCAGAAGACAAUCUCCCAUCUAUUGGGUAUGGUCAUGGUAGAAACGAUGCUGAUCCACCGUCGUCGACGUCGUCGAACGCACGAGCACUUCAUAUACGAAACCAGGACAGUCAGGGGAAUUUGGCUGCGGGGACGGCCGUUGUGCCUAUUUCUUCUGAACGGAAUCAGCAUCAGCUACAGCAGCAGCGGCAUCCUUAUGCCGAACCUGGUGUGAACGUUGAUGUGGCGGAACAACGAGAACUUGUCGAGCCGGGCGACGGAAGAAGUGAGGAUAUCAACGCUUUGGCGAAAGAGGUUGCGGCUGUAUUGCUUCGUGGACAGAAGAGUUUAGUUUCUUCCAGAACGGACGAUGGGAGUGUAAGUGGGAGUAGUGGGAAUUUAGAGGGACCACCGCCUAAUUACAAGUCUCGGGGACAUAGUACUCUUAACUAA